This is a messenger RNA of Gracilinanus agilis (Agile Gracile Mouse Opossum), 1513 nucleotides long. It is a transcript of the gene CD53, whose product is annotated as CD53 molecule. NCBI's taxonomy places the organism in Eukaryota, Metazoa, Chordata, Mammalia, Didelphimorphia, Didelphidae. The transcript has 7 exons. Gene Ontology annotation, cellular component: membrane. The record is from RefSeq and is a predicted model, not a curated record. Bases 16 to 675 code for a protein of 219 amino acids.
CAAGACCACUCUGGCAUGAGCAUGAAUAGCUUGAAAGUGCUGAAAUAUGUGGUAUUUUUCUUCAAUUUACUAUUCUGGGUCUGUGGCUGUACUAUUUUGGGCUUUGGGAUCUACUUCCUGAUGAAAAAUAGUUUUGGAUCCCUGUUCUACAGCCUUCCCUCCCUCACCUUGGGCAAUGUGGUCAUCAUUGUGGGAUCCAUCAUCAUGGUGGUUGCCUUCCUGGGAUGCAUGGGCUCAAUUAAGGAAAACAAGUGUCUUCUCAUGUCGUUCUUUGUCUUGCUCCUAUUCAUCCUUUUGACCGAAGUCAUCAUGGCCAUCCUGCUCUUUGCGUAUGAACAGAAGAUAGAUCGGUACGUGGCUAAUGACCUGAGCCAGAGUAUUCAGCGCUACAAAUCUGAUAACAACACCAGGAUGGCAUGGGAUGGAAUCCAGCAGCAUCUAGAGUGCUGCGGUGUGAAUAGCACGAAUGAAUGGAAUGGUCAUCCUCCAGAAUCUUGCCCCAAAGAUCCAAAGACUCAGGGAUGCUAUGUUAAAGCAAAACUAUGGUUUCAGUCAAAUUUCCUGUAUAUUGGGAUCCUUAUCAUCAGUGUAUGUGUUAUCCAGGUGCUGGGGAUGUCCUUUGCACUGACCCUGAACUGCCAGAUUGAGAAAACCAGCCAAUCCCUUGGGAUAUGACCUGAGCUACCUGGGUUGGAGAGAGGGACUCUGCACCUGUGGAAACGUGUCACCACUGGAAUCCCUUUCCUAAUUCCUACCUAUGGACAUAAAUCCAUGAAUUAUCAUUCUCCUGAAUUGGCUGCUUAGCUCUCCUGUUCCCUCUUCUCUUGGCCUUGCUCUUCCUGGUCCUCUAACCCAAGCAGUUGGAGAGGCAUUUGUUGGAGAUGGAUGUCCAUAAAGCUCUCAUUCUUCCCUGCUAUACCCCUCAAAGUAGGGACACAAGUACCAGUAUUUAGGAAGACUUUGCCAGUGCUGAAGACCAAGAGAAACUCUGGAGCUAACAGUUCAAAUGGACUCAUUUGAUCAACAUUUCAAGUCAGUAUCGACUCAUUCAUUCAAGCAUGUUUUAAGUACCAAGUGUCAGACAGACAAGGUGUGCCAGACCCUGGGGAUACAGAGGUUCAAAGCGGCACCUUGGUAUUUUUUGGAAUGUGAAAUGUCUGACCCUCCCCUAAGCAGAAGAAAGGGGAGGAGGAAGUCUGAAAUGUCCCAGGCUUUUUCCAUCUUUCUCCCACUCCCAAACUACCCCCUCUGCCAUGAGUAUCAUUCAGCAUGUUCCAACCAGUCCCCAAAUCCCCCAUAUCCCCUCAGACUCACACCCUUUACCUAUAGUAAAGAUUCAAGAUGUGCUAUCCAAACCCAGGCAAUGACAGUCUGAGCAGAGUACCAGCCCCAAAUUCACCAGAUCCUUACCAUGACCACCUGCUCCCCUUUGCCUAGAGCACCUCAGAUGAGAAAGGAGAGAUUGUGGGCUCUUCUUCUGAGAGGGGAGGCUUUGUUUAUACUCAGGGCUCUC